Molecule: messenger RNA, 2973 nt
Organism: Eremothecium gossypii ATCC 10895
Lineage: Eukaryota; Fungi; Ascomycota; Saccharomycetes; Saccharomycetales; Saccharomycetaceae
Gene: CYM1
Product: pitrilysin family metalloprotease
Exons: 1
Coding region: 1-2973 (990 amino acids)
Biological process (GO): protein processing
Cellular component (GO): mitochondrial matrix
Molecular function (GO): metal ion binding
Source: RefSeq, marked provisional
AUGUUGAGGUUCCAACGAACAGUGCCACGAGUGGCCAUAAGGAGGCUUGCGAAUGUAUAUUCGGAGGGAGCAGUACUGCACGGGUACAAGGUGCGGCGGGCGCAAGAGAUUCCAGAGAUGCGAAUGGCUGCGGUGGAGCUGGAGCACGAGAUGACCGGGGCCAGACACCUACACCUGGAGCGAGAGGACCAGAACAACGUUUUCAGUGUCGGGUUCCGGACUCCGCCGCCCGAUGCGACGGGGGUGCCGCACAUUCUUGAGCACACGACGCUGUGCGGGUCGCAGAAGUACCCGGUGCGGGAUCCGUUCUUCAAGAUGCUGAACCGGUCGCUGGCGAACUUCAUGAAUGCGAUGACGGCGCACGACCACACAUUCUACCCGUUUGCAACGACGAACCAAAAGGACUUUGCGAACCUGCGGGACCUGUACCUGGACGCGACGCUUCGGCCGCUGCUGCGGCACGCGGACUUUCUGCAGGAGGGGUGGAGGCUGGAGCACCGGGACGUCGGGGACGCGAGCAGCGAGCUGGUCUUCAAGGGCGUAGUGUACAACGAGAUGAAGGGCCAGGUGUCGAACGCGGACUACUACUUUUGGAUCCGGUUCCAGGAGGCCAUCUAUCCGGCGCUGCACAACUCGGGCGGCGACCCGGAGCACAUCACCGACCUGAGCUACGAGGAUCUUGUGGCUUUUCACCAGAACCACUACCAUCCGUCGAACGCGAAGACGUUCACGUAUGGGAACUUCCCGCUUCGCGAUACGCUGCGCAAGCUGGACGACGAAUUCCGCGGCUUCGGGCGCCGCGCGAUCCCGCAGAUGCACGAGAAGCCGUUGCAGCUGCGCGAGGCUGUGUCGGUGGAGGAGCCCUGCCAGAUCGAUCCUAUGCUCCCCGCAGAUAAACAGUGCCGCACAUCCAUGACGUGGAUAUGCGGAAACCCGAAUGAUGUAUACGAGACAUUCCUGUUGAAGAUUCUCGGGUCUCUGUUGUUUGAUGGUCAUUCUUCGGCCUUUUACAAGAAGCUGGUCGAGGAAACUGGACUUGCGUAUGAGCUGUCAGUGAACACGGGUGUGGAAUCCCAGACGGCGGCAAACUUCUUGACCGUCGGUGUGCAAGGAUGCACCGAUGUAGGCCAGGUCCAUAAGGUUAUUAUGGAGACCUUCACGGCGCUUUUGGCCCAGCCCUUUGAGAAACACAGGGUCGAAGCAAUCCUGCACCAACUAGAGCUCUCCAAAAAGGAUCAGAAGUCUGACUUUGGCCUCCAACUGCUGUACGGCAUCCUCCCAGGAUGGGUCAACAACACAGAUCCGUUCGAUCUCUUAUCUUUGAACAGUGCACUGCAGAGAUUCAGGGCCGACUGGGACAGAGAGGGCGAUGGUUUGUUCCAGCGCCUGCUGAACAAGUACGUAAUUGGCAAGCCCAGUUUCACGUUUACCAUGGUGGGCAGUUCGGACUUUAACCAGGUGAAGGACCAAAACGAGCAGUCGAAACUAAAGGCGAAGGUGUCCUCGUUAACCGAGAGUGAUAAGGAAGUGAUUUACAAGCGUGGUUUGCAUCUUCAGGAACUGCAGAAUAGUGAGCAGGACCUUUCAAAACUACCAACGUUGACCACAGCGGACAUCCCUCAUUCGAGUGGGCACUAUUUUGUUUCUCGCGACGGACCGAUCACAACUCGUCAAACUGACACGAACGGUAUAACGUACAUUAGAAUGAAGCGUCCGCUCAAGGGAGCCAUACCUUACGAUGCAUAUCCCUACAUCCCACUUUACUCCGACGGACUAAUGAACAUCGGCACCCUACUUGAAGAUGCCUCUGCAAUUGAGGAGCAGAUUCGUCUGCACACAGGUGGGAUCUCCGUGUCCAUAGGUGUCCAUCCAAACGUCGAAACUCGCCUUUCUGAGCUGUAUCUGGAAAUCAGUGCCUGUGCAUUGAAUUCUAAAACGCAGUAUGUGUUUGACAUAAUAAACAAAAUUAUGAACGAGACAGCCCUCAGCGUUAGGUCGGAGAAGAUGAAGGUCUUGAUUAGGGCCGCUGCAUCCUCCUUCACGUCCUACGCAGCUGAAAACGGACAUGAUUUGGCCAGGCUACAUACCGGAGCCCAUUUUUCGCAGACUCAGGCAAUUAUGGAGCAGACUGCUGGUAUUGAGCAAGUGCGCCACAUGAACAACCUCAUGAGUAUAAUUGAAAAAGAGGCAGAGUUCAACACUGUCCUCCAGAACUUGGAAGCCAUGCAUCGUAAGAUCUUUGUCGCGGAUGGCUUGGAGGUGAUGAUCACAACUGACAACCGGCAAACGUCGGACGUCGUCAAAGAUCAGGCUUUGAAGUUCAUUGCUGGUGUGCAGCAGUCAGCAGGCGCGGAAUCCUGGCUUCCGGAAAAGUAUUCCCGCCGCGCGCUCGAGAAGCCGUACCCGGCACUGCUUCAGUUCCCAUUCCAGGUACACUAUACUGCCCAGUCCACCCAAGGUGUCUCCUACACCCAUCCAGAUGGCGCACAUCUCCAGGUCUUGGCGUCGCUGCUUACGUUUAAGCACCUGCAUCGCGAAGUACGCGAGAAGGGCGGCGCGUACGGCGGAGGCGCUACGUACAACGCCACAGAUGGUAUCUUCAACUUCUUCUCGUACAGGGAUCCGCAGCCCGUUCGCUCUCUCAACAUCUUCAGAAACGCAGGGAAAUACGUGCUGAAUGAGGCCCGUUGGACGGCGGACGACCUCAAUGAGGCCAAACUGAGUAUCUUUCAGCGCGUGGACGCCCCGAUCAGCCCCAGCUCGGAGGGGCUGCUCCAGUUCCGGCAUAACAUCAGCGAUGAACAGCGCGACAGACGUCGCCAGCAGCUGCUAAAAUCAACGCUUGACGACGUCCGUCGUGUUGCAGACAUUUAUCUUGUGCAGCCGUCUCCUUCGCAACAUAUGAGUGCUGUGGUUGGCCCAGAACUUCCCCGCGAAGUUUGGUCGAGCCAAUGGCCAGUGAUAAAAGUCUGA